CUGGAAGCUGGCGGGUGCCGCUGUUUAGGAAAGAAGCUAGAGCCCUUCCAGAGCCUGUCCGGAGCUCAGAGGCUGGGAAGACUUAUCGACCAUGGAGCGCGCAUCCUGCUUGUUGCUGCUGCUGCUGCCGCUGGUGCACGUCUCUGCGACCACGCCAGAACCUUGUGAGCUGGACGAUGAAGAUUUCCGCUGCGUCUGCAACUUCUCCGAACCUCAUCCCGACUGGUCCGAAGCCUUCCAGUGUGUUUCUGCAGUCGAGGUGGAGAUCCGUGUCGGCGGUCUCAGCCUAGAGCCGUUUCUAACGCGCGUCGAUCCCGACGCCGACCCGCGGCAGUAUGCUGACACGAUCAAGGCUCUCCGCGUGCGGCGGCUCACAGUAGGAGCCGCACAGGUUCCUGCUCAGCUACUGGUAGGCGCCUUGCGUGUACUAGCGUACUCCCGCCUCCAGGAACUGACGCUCGAGGACCUAGAGAUAACCGGCACCAUGCCUCCCCUGCCUCUGGAAGCCACAGGGCUUGCACUCUCCAGCUUGCGCCUACACAACGUGUCGUGGGCGACAGGGCGUUCCUGGCUCGCCGAGCUGCAGCAGUGGCUCAAGCCCGGCCUCAAGGUACUGAGCAUUGCCCAAGCACACUCGCCUGCCUUUUCCUGCGAACAGGUUCGCGCUUUCCCGGCCCUCACCAGCCUAGACCUGUCUGACAAUCCUGGACUGGGCGAACGCGGACUGAUCGCGGCUCUCUGUCCCCACAAGUUCCCGGCCCUCCAGAAUCUAGCGCUGCGCAACACAGGAAUGGAGACGCCCACAGGCGUGUGCGCUGCACUGGCGGCGGCAGGUGUGCAGCCCCACAGCCUAGACCUCAGCCACAACUCGCUGCGCGCCACCGCAAACCCUAGCGCUCCGAGAUGUAUGUGGUCCAGCGCCCUAAACUCCCUCAAUCUGUCGUUCGCUGGGCUGGAACAGGUGCCUAAAGGACUGCCGGCCAAGCUCAGAGUGCUCGAUCUCAGCUGCAACAGACUGAACAGGAGGCCGCGGCCUGACGAGCUGCCCCAGGUGGAUAACCUGGCACUGGACGGAAAUCCCUUCCUGGUCCCUGGAACUGCCCUCCCCCAAGAGGGCUCAAUGAACUCCGGCGUGGUCCCAGCCUGUGCACGUUCGACCCUGUCGGUGGGGGUGUCGGGAACCCUGGUGCUGCUCCAAGGGGCCCGGGGCUUUGCCUAAGAUCCAGGAGAGAAUAAUGAAUGGGCUCAAACUGCCUUGGCUUCAGGGGCGUCCCGUCAGGACGUUGAGGACUUUUCGACCAGCUCAACCCUUUGCCCCAUCUUUAUUAAAAUCUUAAACAAUG
Macaca mulatta (Rhesus monkey) is the source of this 1343-nucleotide messenger RNA. It is a transcript of the gene CD14, whose product is annotated as CD14 molecule. The record is from RefSeq and is marked validated. Lineage: Eukaryota; Metazoa; Chordata; Mammalia; Primates; Cercopithecidae. Gene Ontology annotation, biological process: positive regulation of cytokine production; cellular response to lipopolysaccharide; toll-like receptor 4 signaling pathway. Gene Ontology annotation, cellular component: external side of plasma membrane; lipopolysaccharide receptor complex; membrane raft. Gene Ontology annotation, molecular function: lipopolysaccharide binding; protein binding.